Racocetra persica is the source of this 452-nucleotide messenger RNA. NCBI's taxonomy places the organism in Eukaryota, Fungi, Glomeromycota, Glomeromycetes, Diversisporales, Gigasporaceae. The record is from the annotation of a GenBank genome assembly.
GUGGAUAAAUUAUCAAUGUUUAAAACGGAGGAUCAACUUAAAAAUCGAAUAAAACGGUUUUGGGAGGAAUCGAAUGAACUUAUGCUAAUUCUUCAAUGUGACAUUAAUAUCGUACAUGCUGGUUGUAUUAGGUCAGCGAAAUUCAUCAUUGAGCAAUUUCAGAAUGAAUUUUCGAAAAAAAAUCCAGAUAAUACUAAAUAUGUUUGUAUUAUUCUUCAUAUUCAACGAAAUCAAAAUUAUAUGUCUUUAUUUAAUUUUAUGUGCGGGUGGAAACAAGUUACAAUCGAGAGUUUAACGCCGCAAGAGAAGCAUUUGUCAACUAUCUUAAAUGGUUCUUUAAAUGAUAUCAUUAAAAACGAAUAUACGUUUGAGGAGAUUUUAAUGCAUGAAUUGUUAUGGUGUUUAUCAUGUAUUAGGUAUCCAUCUACGUUAAAAUCAGUCGAUCAUAUAAG